AUGUCCGACGAAUCAAUAACCCCUGCGAUGCGUUCCCACGGGUGGAAUCUUCAUCUUCUAGCAAAAUCAAGGGCAAAACCCUUUGCCGGAUUAUAUCAACACCCCGACAACCCAUUCCUGAAAUUCCGCGACCUUGUCGAUGAGCUGCGUUUGUGUUUUCACGAUGAUGAGAACUGGCAGGAUCUCGCUUUCGGACUAGACAAAGGCUAUCACUCGCAUGACUUCCCUCUUUUUGUAACAGAAGGGGACCUGGAUAUUGUGAUUCCAUGCUUGCCUCAACCUGACCCUCAGCAACGGGCUGUUGUGAAGUACCAUGUCGUGUGUCAUACUGGGUGCCAAUUUGCUGAGAAUUCCCCGUUGGAAGAUCACAUCAAGGCUUCCUGCGCAAGCCAUAUUCGUCUCCCAACCCGCCGUCGCGAACCCCGAUACCUCGCUGUCGAUGCAGCCUCGUCAAACAACCGAAUCACCCGAAUACCCCGUCACACCAAGUCUCGCAGACGCAAACGAUCAGAGUCAGCAUUGUCCGAUGAAGAGUUCGAAGGUGCAAGCGAGAUACUAGUGCCAGUGCCUGACCUUCUCGACCCAACAAAAGCCCGAGAGAUCGUGGAUUCAUUUCGUGAGGGUGUUAUGCUCUCUGCAAGACGCUGCGCUAUUACAGGGGAGGGUCGACAUUGGUGCUUCAACCAAGGUGUUGGUCCGGGGGUGCAAACGUGCCAUAUUGUUCCGCCACAGCACUUCCAUGUGUAUCCAACCGGUGUCGACACCGAAGACACGAAACGACAUCUGGUGCAGGCAUGGUGUGACACCUGGAGUCAGGAUAAUGGACUCCUUCUGAGGAGGGACAUCCGUGAGCUCUUCGACGAAAGAUUGAUCUCCAUUCACCCCGAUACGCAUCGUAUUCGGGAUUUUGUUCCUUACGAUGUGAUACUGCAUUAUCACGGACUCAUUGCAAGGAUCCCUGGGAUUGUGGAUCGCGAUGCUCUUGCGCAUCAUUACGAAAUGACUUGCAUCGAAAGCAUCGCCGCUGAGAUGCCGACACCCGAAUCAAUAACGGCUGAGUUCAACCGAUAUUUUGGAAUCGGGGACAGCAGUGCUUCGACAGCCAGUCCUGAUUCUUCUGCCUCGAUGGAGAGUUACAUUACGCCUGAGAACAGUCGGCAGUUUCUGGCUGAUGUGAACUCCAAGCUUGAGAACCUUCAACGUUAG
Molecule: messenger RNA, 1206 nt
Organism: Fusarium coffeatum
Lineage: Eukaryota; Fungi; Ascomycota; Sordariomycetes; Hypocreales; Nectriaceae
Exons: 2
Coding region: 1-1206 (401 amino acids)
Source: RefSeq, a predicted model, not a curated record